Molecule: messenger RNA, 1939 nt
Organism: Ictidomys tridecemlineatus (thirteen-lined ground squirrel)
Lineage: Eukaryota; Metazoa; Chordata; Mammalia; Rodentia; Sciuridae
Source: RefSeq, a predicted model, not a curated record
GCACUCUCUGGAGAACCCAGCACCGGGCUUUACCUGCCAUUACACACGCAAAUAGCCCACCCUACCUACACCUCACAUGAUCAAUACCAGAGCUCACUGGGUUCUAGAGUAUCUCUCUCACUGACACACCAGAGGAGGAAUUCCAAGUCACCAGCAGAGUUCCUUCUUGGUCCGGUGGCCAACCCUUAGUUGGCAUCAACACCGCAAGCCCAGGCCCACCUCUCCUCGCCAAUGAUGCAGUAGGAUUUCCCGCCUAAAGUGAAGACCAAUCAGAAGGAUUGCUUUGCCAUUCAAGGAAGAUGGCCCAUCACGAUUGGGGGCUCAGCCCGCGGCCCCGCCCUGGAGCUGUUGGAACCAAUGGCAGUCAUGCAGAUGAUGAGCCAAUCAGGACCUGGCAUACUGCGUGGCAGUCGGCAGUUGAGCGUGGAGCGUUGAACUGAGAGAAGGUGAGAAGGCAACGUGCUACCAGGAGGAAGUUAUCAUGCGCGAGUGUAUCUCUAUCCACGUGGGGCAGGCAGGUGUCCAGAUCGGCAAUGCCUGCUGGGAACUGUACUGCCUUGAACAUGGAAUUCAGCCCGAUGGUCAGAUGCCAAGUGACAAAACCAUUGGCGGCGGGGAUGACUCGUUCAACACGUUCUUCAGCGAAACCGGGGCUGGCAAGCACGUGCCCAGAGCGGUGUUUGUGGACCUGGAGCCCACCGUGGUUGAUGAAGUGCGCACAGGGACCUACAGGCAGCUCUUCCACCCGGAACAGCUGAUCACUGGGAAGGAAGAUGCCGCCAAUAAUUAUGCCAGAGGCCAUUACACCAUUGGCAAGGAGAUUGUAGACCUGGUCCUGGACCGGAUCCGCAAACUGGCGGAUCUGUGCACAGGACUGCAGGGCUUCCUCAUCUUCCACAGCUUCGGGGGCGGCACGGGCUCCGGGUUUGCUUCUCUGCUCAUGGAGCGGCUGUCAGUGGACUAUGGCAAGAAGUCCAAGCUGGAAUUUGCCAUCUACCCAGCUCCGCAGGUUUCCACAGCCGUGGUAGAGCCCUACAACUCCAUCCUGACCACCCACACGACCCUCGAGCACUCCGACUGUGCCUUCAUGGUGGACAACGAAGCCAUCUAUGACAUCUGUCGGCGCAACCUGGACAUCGAGCGGCCCACGUACACCAACCUCAAUCGUCUCAUUGGGCAGAUCGUGUCCUCCAUCACGGCCUCCCUGCGGUUCGAUGGGGCCCUGAACGUGGAUCUGACGGAAUUCCAGACCAACCUGGUGCCAUACCCCCGCAUCCACUUCCCCCUGGCCACUUAUGCCCCAGUCAUCUCGGCGGAGAAAGCCUAUCAUGAGCAGCUUUCGGUGGCCGAGAUCACCAAUGCCUGCUUUGAGCCGGCCAACCAGAUGGUGAAAUGUGACCCUCGCCAUGGCAAGUACAUGGCCUGCUGCAUGUUGUACAGGGGGGACGUGGUCCCAAAAGAUGUCAAUGCGGCCAUCGCCACCAUCAAGACCAAGCGCACUAUCCAGUUUGUGGAUUGGUGCCCCACUGGGUUUAAGGUGGGCAUUAACUACCAGCCCCCCACAGUGGUGCCUGGAGGAGACCUGGCCAAGGUGCAGCGGGCUUUGUGCAUGCUGAGCAACACCACUGCCAUUGCUGAGGCCUGGGCCCGCCUGGACCAUAAGUUCGACCUCAUGUAUGCCAAGCGGGCCUUUGUGCACUGGUAUGUGGGCGAAGGCAUGGAGGAAGGGGAAUUCUCAGAGGCCCGAGAGGACCUGGCAGCGCUGGAGAAGGAUUAUGAAGAGGUGGGCGUGGAUUCUGUGGAAGCAGAGGCUGAAGAAGGGGAAGAAUAUUGAGUGGAAAGAUGAGACUGGCAUGCAUGCCUUGUCAACUCUUCUGCCACCCCUCAGCAUAGGUGCCUUCACAUUGUUUACAAUUAAAGUUUCAGUAUAAACCCUAAA